AUGGAAACUCAUGUGGAUGCAUCGAAGGUUUACGAGGUGUGUAAAAAAGUUUGUCCGUCUUGGAGCUGGGUAUCGAAUGUUAGUUGCUGUAGCAAGGGAACUCGGAUUAUGGUAGGGUGGGAAGCGAAUCUGGUAGAUGUUAUGAUAUUAGACCAAUCAGACCAAAAUAGAAGGAGUCUGUGGGAGAACUUAUGUAGGCAUCAUUCGUUUAUGAAAGAUAAGCCGUGGGCUCUAAUGGGAGACUUUAAUUGUUCAUUAUUCUUGGAUGAUUCUCUAGCGGGAUCUUCUACGAGUAAUAUAGGAAUGGAAAAAUUUAAGGAGUGUGUCAACUCGAUCGAGGUGCUUGAUAUAAAUAGCUCGGGUCUUCACUUUACGUGGUCGAAUAAGCAGCAAGAUACUAGAGCAAUUUUUAAGAAAAUUGAUCGAAUUCUUGGGAACAUGAAAUUUAUUGAUACAUUCCAAUCGGCUUCAGCUUUAUUCCACCCAUAUCGGAUAUCGGAUCACACUCCGUGUAUCCUUGUUUUACCAAAUAUUGUCAGAGAUAAACCGAAACCAUUUAAGUUUGUGAAUUUGCUAGCUGAUAAAAAAGAAUUUAUGGGGGAAGUUGAGCGAGUCUGGGGUACGGACAUCCGGGGGGUUACCAUGUUCCAAGUUGUCAGAAAACUGAAGUUGUUGAAAACUCCCAUGCGAAAGCUUAUGCAACAACAGGGUAAUCUUCAUGAGAGGGUGAAACGAGUGCGGAAGGAGAUGGAUGAUUGUCAGCGUGAAUUGGAUGGUAAUCCGACGAAUGGUGAGUUAAUGAAAAAGCAAUCGGAAGUGUUACAACUUUAUAAAAUAGCCGUUCGUGAUGAAGCGUUGUUCCUUCAACAAAAGUCGAAAGUAGAUUGGUUAGCCUUGGGGGACUCGAAUACGAGGUACUUUCAUAAUGUAGUGAAAGCUAAGAAUCAUAGGAGUAGAAUCUUUUCUGUUCGAGACGCGUCUGGUAAAGUUUUUGAAGGGGGGAGUGUGCCGCAAGCCUUUGUGGAUCAUUACACUCAGUUUUUCGGGACAACUAUGAACGUUAAUGUUCUUCCCACUCCGGAUUUGUUUCAUAGUGUUCUUUCGGCUGAGAAAGCGGGGAACAUGGUUCGUGAAGUAACGGAUGACGAGAUCAAAAAAGCUUUGUUCUCUAUACAAGGAAAUAAAGCUCCUGGGCCGGAUGGAUAUACUUCAGUCAAGAUUAUAAGUAAUCGUAUUAAGGAAGGGUUGCUAGAUAUUGUUAGUAUCAAUCAAUCAGCGUUUGUUCCAGGAAGACGCAUAUCGGAUAAUAUUCUCUUAAAGCAAGAAUUAAUGCACAACUAUCAUCGUAAUGUUGGUCCUCCUAGGUGUGCAUUUCAAAUUGAUAUCCAGAAGGCAUAUGAUACAGUCGAAUGGAGGUUUUUGGAGGCUACGUUAAAAGGUUUUGGGUUUCAUGUGAAGAUGGUGAAUUGGAUUAUGGCUUGUGUUUCUUCCUCGACCUUCUCUUUGGCUAUAAACGGGAACCUCUUUGGUUAUUUCAAAGGCAAAAGAGGACUACGACAGGGAGAUCCCAUGUCUCCAUAUUUGUUUACUUUGGUUAUGGAAGUUCUUACAUUGUUACUACAAAAACAGGUAUCAGUUUCUAAUGAGUUCAGAUUCCAUAAUAAAUGUGAAAGACAAAGAAUCAUCAACCUGUGCUUUGCGGAUGAUCUGUUCAUGUUUGCGAGAGGUGAUCAAAACUCUGCUAUAGUUAUUAUGAAUGCCAUGAAGGAGUUCAAGAUGAUGUCAGGAUUGGUCCCUAGUUUAACUAAGAGCACAGUGUUCUUUGGGAAUGUGUCGGAUUAA
Molecule: messenger RNA, 1842 nt
Organism: Helianthus annuus (common sunflower)
Lineage: Eukaryota; Viridiplantae; Streptophyta; Magnoliopsida; Asterales; Asteraceae
Exons: 3
Coding region: 1-1842 (613 amino acids)
Source: RefSeq, a predicted model, not a curated record